CGCCCGCGUAUUACCCACUGCACUAUGCCAAAGGAAUUCGACGUGAAAAAGUUCUUUAUCGACCUGGCCUCUGGAGGUACCGCUGCUGCCAUCUCCAAAACCGCAGUCGCACCCAUUGAGCGUGUGAAACUUCUUCUACAGGUCCAAGAUGCAUCAAGCACGAUCGCCGUCGACAAGCGCUACAAGGGCAUUGUUGAUGUUCUCGUUCGUGUCCCUAAAGAACAGGGUUUCACUGCUUUGUGGAGAGGAAACCUCGCUAACGUCAUCCGGUACUUCCCUACUCAGGCGUUGAAUUUCGCUUUCAAGGAUACGUACAAGAAAAUGUUCCUCGAGGGUCUUGAUAAAAAGAAGGAUUUCUGGAAAUUCUUUGCUGGAAACUUGGCGUCUGGUGGGGCUGCAGGAGCGACAUCGCUGUGCUUUGUGUACCCCCUUGAUUUUGCUCGUACCCGCCUUGCUGCUGACGUUGGAAAAGGGGCAAAUCGAGAGUUCAAAGGGCUGGUUGACUGCUUAAUCAAAGUUGCCAAGUCUGACGGACCCAUCGGAAUGUACCGUGGAUUCUUUGUAUCAGUGCAGGGUAUCAUAAUCUACCGUGCAGCUUAUUUUGGACUGUUCGAUACGGCUAAGAUUGUGUUGGCAACUGAUGGAAAUCUCAACUUCUUCAUAGCAUGGGCGAUUGCACAGGUUGUCACUGUUGGAUCUGGAAUCCUUUCAUAUCCUUGGGACACCGUUCGCCGACGUAUGAUGAUGCAGUCUGGCCGGAAAGAUGUGCUGUAUAAGAACACGCUUGAUUGUGCGAAGAAGAUUAUCCAGAACGAAGGGGUAGCAGCUAUGUUCAAGGGUGCCUUAUCCAAUGUUUUCCGUGGAACAGGAGGAGCCUUAGUGUUGGCCAUAUACGAUGAGAUCCAGAAGUUCCUGUAG
Messenger RNA from Angiostrongylus costaricensis, 918 nucleotides. Lineage: Eukaryota; Metazoa; Nematoda; Chromadorea; Rhabditida; Metastrongylidae. The record is from the annotation of a GenBank genome assembly.